AUGCUGCCGAGCCUGUCCAACAAAGUCAAGCUGCAAUUGCUGGUGCCCGUGUGCAUCGAGCCCGCGUGGAUAUCGGCGCGUCGACAGGCGUUGCUGGAACUCAAGACCAUCGUCGACAUCCGCGUGACGGGCCGCACAGGCAAAGGCUGCAGUGCUCGCUACACGAUCGAGGUGUUCCGGAACUCCAUGGACAACGAGAGCCCUACCAGCGUUGAGCCGAUUGCGACCGGCGGGAGGCCGUUGAAGGCAGCGCUCAAGAUGGAGAAGACCCUGGCCGAAUUGGCCUUGUUGCGGGGUGACAUUUAUGACACCGCGUGGUCAGCUCACAGCGAUGCGCACUGCCAGUUUUGCGCCGAGUUCGUCGAGCUCUACGUGCUGGGCAGCGCGAACCCGAAGGCGCUGACGCUGCGAUUGCUGGGCGAGGAGCGAGCACUGCGCAAACUGACCAAGCUUCUGAACGACCUACUCACGCUUACAGUUCGGAACUCGUCGGCGGAUGGCCGCGGAGUGUGCUCCGGCCAGGCUCAUGUGCCGCAGCUGCUGUACAGCUUCCUGUUUGACCGUGCCCCGGAAGAGACCGAGGCCGCAUAG
This is a messenger RNA of Phytophthora sojae, 591 nucleotides long. RefSeq lists its product as hypothetical. NCBI's taxonomy places the organism in Eukaryota, Oomycota, Peronosporomycetes, Peronosporales, Peronosporaceae. The transcript has a single exon. The record is from RefSeq and is a predicted model, not a curated record. Bases 1 to 591 code for a protein of 196 amino acids.